Molecule: messenger RNA, 4656 nt
Organism: Acromyrmex echinatior (Panamanian leafcutter ant)
Lineage: Eukaryota; Metazoa; Arthropoda; Insecta; Hymenoptera; Formicidae
Product: Rho GTPase activating protein at 71E
Biological process (GO): signal transduction
Molecular function (GO): GTPase activator activity
Source: RefSeq, a predicted model, not a curated record
AAAAAACAAACGUAUUAUUAAAAACGACAGGCACGAACAACAUUGUGGUAAACAGUAAACAAUAAUUGAGGUUAGGUUCUCAAUUAUUUACCGCGUUUGACCGGCAAACUCCACCUCUCCACACGGUUUUAAAUACAAUACUUAAGUCUGUUCUUUUUAGCUAAAGUUCUUGCACGGUUCAUCUUUUCUCUUUUUCUCUCCACCCCUUAGAGAAAAAAGGAAGAAAGAUGAAUCGUGCAAGAAGCUUGGAGCGCUCACUCAAUUAUUGAAUCUGCUGAACGCAGCCAAUGGCCUGAGUGGUCAUCAGAGCAUCAUCGAGCGCCAUGUGAAUUUGCCAUUAAUCCAUCCGUCCAUCCGUCAGUGUGUCCACCAUCCGAGACAGUCGAGGUAGUCCAGGCUAUCCAAGGAGGAAACCAUAUUGAUUUUUUGCGAUGAUAGCUGCUGCUACGGGCGGUGGUGCGCGGGCCGUGGCAGUUACGUGAGAAGUGAUGCCCUCCUCCUGGCACGCCGUCGACGCCGUGUGACGAGGGUGGCCUCCUCCUCCCCUCCCCCUCCCCGACGAGGAAGAGACACGUGUGGUCGGUCGGUGUGCCGUGUCCCGUGUCCUGGGUCCUGGAUCCUGGGUGGUCCUGGCGUGGUCCAGUAACGUGGCGUGACGAUGCCGUCAUUGCCGUCGGCGCUGCUCCGGCACCGCGGCCGCGACAUUUCCAUGGAAACGUAGACGCGGCCGCGCUGGUGCGUGCGGGAGCGACCACCUCCGCCGUGUCCGUUUCUCCUUCCCCGUUCUCGUCCCGCGCCGCGCGAUGUCGCCCGCCUGCGGCUGCCUCGUCUCCGCGCGUGAUUAGGUUAACCUGACCGCGAAACGCUCGCGGCGCUCACUCGACUCGACGUUCGACGGCGAGAGGAUUUCACCGUCGUCGUCCCGUGCCUCGUGCCUCGCGACUGAAUUAGGAGGCACGGAAGAUUGGAGUUUGGGAGAAGAGCGUGACGUUUUUGCUGGAAGAAGCGAAGAGCUCAGAGUGAAUAGUGCUCGCAUGUCAUUGCCAUUAGAUUUUGUACAAUGAGCAGCUGGACAGAGAGAAUGCAUCGACGCGCUGCUACGUUAGGAAAUGUUGUAACCAGCUGCGGACAUCCCUCCUCAGAGCCUCCGCACCCGAGACGCCUGGAAAAGGUCAAGUUUGGUGCACCCCUGAACGAAGUGUGCAAAAAUGAUAUUCCUGGCCCGUUAUUGGUCCUUAUAUUGAAACUGAACAAGGAAGCUCCACUCAGAAAAGAUAUUUUUCGGGCACCUGGCCACCAGGGUAACAUGAAGAAACUGGUACACUUCCUGCAAACCGGACAUCUGGUCAACAUGGAUAAUUUCAGUGAUUACACGAUAGCUAGCGUUCUAAAAAAGUUUUUGCGCAAGAUACCCGGUGGAAUAUUCGGUAAAGAGACGGAGCAACAACUGUUUACCAUAAUCCAGCUAGAUAGUGUAGAACAACAACGGGACCAGAUACACAGAUUAAUUACCUCUAUGCCGAUAUAUACACAACGGUUACUGGUACUGCUGUUUGGGACAUUCAGGAUAGUAGCAGUAAAUUGUGAGCGAGCGCACACGGGGAUGACCAGUGAGGCUCUGGGGGUGUCCGUGGCACCCUCGUUCUUUCAUAGUUGCGUCAGCGACGGCAAGACUGCUAAGAUGGAGGAUGUUCUCAGAUUUAAGAUCGCCACCCGCAUUACCAAGUUUAUGAUAGACAAUUUCGGUGUUUCCAAUCUGUUCGGAAGGGACAAUUACGAGUAUUACGCGCGCAUAACCGGCCGGAUAUUAAAAGUGGAGGAAGAUUGGAUCUUUAGUUUCCGAUAUCCGCCGGACACUCUUGUAUCGAGACAGCUGUCGCUGGAGGCUGAAAAAUCGUGGUUGCAAUACGAGUGCGAAAAAUGGGGAUUGAAGUUGAAUUUAGAAUGUAUGUCGCAUCAAGAGGAAUCGCAGUCAACUCCGGCGUUAAUUCACGUGCCGGAGACUGUGAAUCUCGCGUCAUCAUUAGGUAUGAUUCCAGAGAACACCUUACUCGAGAGUUACACGCGUCUCUCGGUGAGCUUAGAGGAAAACGGCUUGUUCCAGGCACCCAGUCGUUCAUCCAGUAAUGGCAGUCAACAUGGGACAAUGGGUAUGACGCUGGAAGAGCUUCGCGCGGUGAAUCGUUAUGCCGAGAGCACCAAGAGUCUCAGUUACCUGCCGCAGGUCCACGAGAGGCAAGCCGCACGAAUGCGAACUAGAUCUGAAUGGUUUCUCACGCCUGUAGUUGCCUCGGACAGUGAUCCCUCGGCGAUACACAUUUUACGAGGUUCCAAUCGGUCUUCCUCUGGCAAUAUAGCUACGGGUUUGAGCGCCAGUGCGGAAUCGGUGAAGCGGCCGAGUCUUCGGAGAACUGCCUCCAGGGAGAAGCAACGUUGGCAUCGCAACUCGUCUCGUCGCAACAAAGAGAACGGUACUAAAGGAGCUGGUCGCUCGGCUACAGCGGCCGCGGCGGCGAUGGUGACGGAAGCGUCCAAGUCGCGUUCCCUGGAAACGAUCAAAAACGUGAAGAUCGUGCGUGUAAUGGCAGCGGAUCAGCAGCAGCCAACGGCCGAGAAGAUGAUGGACAGCCAUAACGAUAUCUUCGAGGAGCACGCGAGCAAGGAGACGCGCGUGCCGUCGCGCACCAGCGGCGACGGUGUCAUUGGGCCGCAGGAUUGCACGGAGAUGGACGUGAAAACGUUUCACGUCACUCUGACGUACAAGCCGCGAAUAUAAAUGACUUUAAUUUUUAUUUUUUUACUUUAUUAUAAUCUAACUCGCCGCUUUCAGGAAUGUCGGAACGGUAUUACUUUUCUCGCGCGUGAAAUAUGUUUUCGCGUUGGUUGUUACCCCAAAUAUUAUACGUAGUCACAAACUUGGACGACGAUUUUAUCCUAAUGUUCGACGUUUAGGAAAUAUCAAAUUUAUCUCGUUUGCGUAUAUAUAUAUAAGAUCUUUUUUUUUUAAAUUUUAAUAACGACGCUCAGGAGUAUCGAACUCGAAAUAUCUUCCUCGCGCAAAAUUGCGUAGUAACACACAUACACAUAUACAACGUACAUACACAAACAAAGAUUUAUUUAUUCUCGCAUAUUAUAGUUCGUUUUUCAUUGUUUUAUAGUCGUGAAAUUUUAUCACUUUUCCGUGUAACAGAACGAUUAAUUAAGUUACGUUGAAGAAGAGAGGGAUUAUAUGAGAACACACUCUUGAUUUUUAUUCCGUUGAACAUACCGGUUUAACUUUGUUCGGUUACUCUCGUGUAAUAGACAUUAUCGUGGCAUUCCAGAUGCAUUUACUCUUGCCCCGCGAUAUUUUAAUUAACUUUUCUUGCGUACUCGAUAAUUUCGUUCGAGAUUGAUCGAGACGUUUUUCACACGAAUCGUAUCACCAUCACUUGUAUUUAUUCCGAGUUAUUAGAAAUAUGACUUAGACACUUCGGAAACUUAUCCCAUCGAUUACCAUCGCGUGACUAACAGCGUAAUAUACGCAAGAUGUUCCACGACGUGUCCAGCAAUGUCUCAUGAAUUCUUUGUGCAAUCUAUAACAGAGUUCAUUUUCUCUUGAUGAAAACGUUGGGAUAUUCUUUUGGAAUUACAUGCGAGGCAUGUAAGUUAAGUUUUAAGAACGCGGUUAGACAAUAAUAUAUUCUCUUCCUUUAAAAUUUUUAAUUCAAACGAAUAGACCAAACGCUAUUCUGUUUUUUAUUCGUGGUAUUGCGACUCUUCUAUGUGGGUUGAAAGUCCAUCCAGGGGGAUAAGAAGAAAAAAUUCAAAGGGAUUAAAAAAAAAAAUUAUUUAAGACUUUGAGAUAAAAGUCAUGAGUUGUGAAAUAGGAUUUAACGAAAUGUUUUUUCAUAAAAAGAAUUCAUAAAUGAAAUUUAUUUGGACACGUCGCGCGAAAAAAGGAGGACUCGGUAGAUUUUGCAAUAUUUACGCGAAUUCCUUCAUCGCGACGUAUCGGUUAUUCGUAUAUAAACGCACAGUCACGGUUGUUACAUGCCAAAUUAGUAGUACAUGUAAGCUAUACUUGUAAGACAUCGAUUAUAGAAAAUGUUAUGGUCGUAUUAUCGCGUGUACGUUACGAAAAUCGUUGAUAAGAUCAGACAGGCUGAGUCAACGGAAAUGAAACAAAGUUUUUUUUUCUUUGAAUUUGAAAAAAAAAUUGUAUAUUCACUUAAUUGUUGAAGGAAACAAAACGUGGAUUAAUUACAUUUCGAUUUUUAUGUUUUAAUUAAUUACAAUUCUGUUAUCUACAAACAUUCGAGUUGACCACGAUAGAAUCACCUAAAUUGCGUUGCAUAUAUUUUUUUGUCUUCGAAUUCACGGGAAAUUCUUAAAGAUUCCGCUUCUGUUGACUCGUCCUGUACGUAGAAACUAUACCGUAUUAAGUCGCUACUCGAUAUUAUUCUCAUCUAGAGCAAACGACUACAAAACGAGAGAUAUUUACCACCGUAAGAAAAAAAAAAGCGAACAACGGCAUCCAUAUAACGACAUAUGUUAACACAACGAAAGUGUUCCGUAAAUAAGAAUGUAGUGUAAUUGCGCGACGAAGACCGCGCGCGGCGGACUUUCCAAGGGAUUGCGGUUGAUUAAACCGAUCGUACGACCGGAUCCCAAGGA